Molecule: messenger RNA, 1391 nt
Organism: Achroia grisella
Lineage: Eukaryota; Metazoa; Arthropoda; Insecta; Lepidoptera; Pyralidae
Gene: ND-42
Product: NADH dehydrogenase [ubiquinone] 1 alpha subcomplex subunit 10, mitochondrial
Exons: 5
Coding region: 116-1315 (399 amino acids)
Biological process (GO): mitochondrial electron transport, NADH to ubiquinone
Cellular component (GO): cytoplasm
Source: RefSeq, a predicted model, not a curated record
GAUCGCAUUUUUACAAUAUUUCGUUUUCGUCUUGUAUGGUUAUGUCAUAGUUUUCGUAUAAUUUUUGUUAUGAAUCGAUUAUAGGUAUCAUCCACCAGUGAUACCUAAAGCCACAAUGGCUACUCUCAUCAAAACUGCUUUCGUAAAAGUAAUAAGUCCUAGCCAAGGAGGUAAGAUAGCGGCAUGUACCUUCGUACAGAACCGUAACAUAGCUGGUAAAGCCUUGAGAGAGUCUCUGCCACCACCGGAGCCGAAACCAGCGCCUUUUGACUAUGUCAAUAAGGACUAUACUUGGUUGCGAAGCUUAUUCGAUCGCACGACCCAUAGAUUUGAUCAGAACUCCAAAGUGGUGGUAGUGGAGGGGCCGGUAGCUGCCGGUAAGACGCAGUUCGCAGCUGCCUUAGCCGAGGACUUGGGAAUGAAGCAUUUCCCUGAAGCCAACAUGGAUAUCCACUAUAUACGUCCGAAUGGCUGUGAUUUGCGGAUGUUCGAUAAUCAAAUUCCCGAAGACACGAGAACUUUCGAUCAUGUGAACUUCAAUUUGACACCGAACCAUCGUUUGGCUGGAAAUUUCCAGAUUAUGAUGUAUAUUGCUCGUUACAACCAAUAUAUCGAUGCAUUAGCUCAUUUGUUGAAUACUGGCCAGGGGGUCGUGUUGGAAAGGUCUCCAUAUUCUGAUUUUGUUUUCUUGGAGGCGAUGCAGUUGCAGAAGUACAUCAGUAAGGGUGUGAAAUCAGUUUAUUAUGAGCUUAGAGGAAACACCCUUGAGGAGCUAAUGAGACCUCAUUUAGUUAUCUAUCUUGAUUUACCUGUGAAUAAGGUGGUGGAAAACAUAAAAGCACGCAAAUGUGAGCAUGAGGUCAACGGUAAAGCAUUGACACCUGAAUUCCUCACUGAAGUGGAGAGACAGUAUAAAAACAAAUACUUGAGAGACAUCUCCACUCAUGCUGAGCUGCUGGUGUACGACUGGACCGGUGGUGGUGAAGUUGAAGUGGUGGUGGAAGAUAUAGAACGGUUGGACUUCGAUAAGUACACUGAACGUGAGGAUCCCAAAAUUAAAGACUGGCGACUCCCGCGCGAAGUAGAGUGGGCCGACAAGCGUAUGCUGUACACCAACCAGAAGUACCAUCUGAUGAAUCUGUUCGCACUACCCAGAUAUGAUGUACCAGAGCUGAUCACCAGUGCCGAUGACGCGUAUGCACGUUUCAAGGUCAUCGAUGGUCACCCAGCGUUUGAGUACAUGGAGGGCUACACGAAGGACGACUCGGGUAUUAUCACAAAAACCAAGAUGCCCAAGUAUACAGAGUAUAUAUAAUUAGUGUUAACAUGUGCGAUGUAGAUUGAAAAUGUAUUUAAUAAAACUGUUAUUUAAGGCAUUUGUUUCCAUUUUU